Molecule: messenger RNA, 5811 nt
Organism: Coprinopsis cinerea okayama7#130
Lineage: Eukaryota; Fungi; Basidiomycota; Agaricomycetes; Agaricales; Psathyrellaceae
Product: ubiquitin-protein ligase
Exons: 15
Coding region: 1-5811 (1936 amino acids)
Biological process (GO): proteasome-mediated ubiquitin-dependent protein catabolic process; protein polyubiquitination
Cellular component (GO): nuclear speck
Molecular function (GO): ubiquitin protein ligase activity
Source: RefSeq, a predicted model, not a curated record
AUGGAUUUAGAACCAAUCCAUAGCACAGAGGCCACAAGCUCAAGGAUUUCGACAACCCAACUACCAGAACAAGACACAUCACUACCCACGAAUCCAGACACCAGAACCCUGCGCUCAAGUACUCGCUCUCAGGCCGCCAAACAGAAAGCAAGCGCCAAGGGAAAGGGAAAGGAGCGGGCAUCGACUUUGGCAGAACAAGAACAACCCACCACCGUCUCCGACGACACCCCAGUCUCCCGCAACACCCGCGCAGCCACUUCGUCAGCAAAAGGGAAGCGAACCAAAGAUUCAUCUGCAGCAAAAGGCAAAGCAAAGGAAAUUCAAUCCGAAGACGCUCCACGUAGCAGUGCCAAAAGGCCUCGUCGAAACAUCGCCUCUUCUUCAGCGGCCUUGACAAUCAACGAACCCUCAACAUCUACCAAAGGAAAGAAACGCGCAACCCAGGAAGCUGACAACGACGACAUCGCUGAGCCCUCAACUAAACGCCCGAAGACGACCGCACACUCAAGACGAUCGGGACCACCAGCUACACAUACCGAUAUGGCUCCACGAAAGACCAGAGCAUCGACAAGCGCUCGGAACAAGGCAGCAUUGAAGUCGAAGAUCGCGGCAGCCAGCUCUUCUCGCCUCGAAAACGAAGACGUAGAGAUGCUGGAUGCCGAUUACCAAAUGCAGGAGGAUUCGGACGUCGAGGAACCCGGCCUUGAUUUGGACGAGGCCAAAGGGGAAGGCGCGAAAGAUGAGGAUAAGCGGGAUGCGAACGAGUGUCAUGAUGACGACGGGCUCGAUAACGAGGAUAGUGACGAUGGGGACGAGGACGGUCCUCACAAUACGGGAUUAGGCACUUCCAGUGGCGGCCCUCCUCAGCCCAGUCAUUCCGGAUUUGCGGGCCUCGACGAAACCGCUGCCAUGGCGCUUUUCGGUGAUUAUCGCCAGUUUGGAUCCUACAUGGUUUCAUUAUCAUCGCGACUCAAGAACAUGCUCAACAACAUCAAGCCCACCGCCGAUCCGACUACUAGACUGCUUACGCUUCAAGAACUAAGCGAAUUACUCAGCAUCAGCACAGAAGAGACCUUAGCUGGAUCGUUCCCCGUGGAUUCGUUCGUUCGAGAGCUUGUCAAGAUCCUUGGAGGAAAGGGGGCAGACGAAGAUGACGAUGGUGACGAUGACGAAGAUGUUGAGCAAGAUGAAGAUGCUGCACUCGCUGCUGCAUUGGCUAUGAGCGGAGGCAACCAAUACCAGGGGGACGAGAAUCCAGAGGCGCAAGUCUUGGCUUGCCGGUGCCUUGCUAACCUCAUGGAAGCCCUCCCUGGUGUCGCACAUACCGUCGUGUACCACGGCGCUGUCCCUGUCCUGUGCAGCAAACUGAUUGAGAUUUCGUAUAUCGAUCUUGCAGAGCAAACUCUCAGCACUAUGGAGAAGAUUUCAGAGGAGUUCCCCAGUGCCAUCGUGAGAGAGGGAGGCCUUGCAGCACUCCUCAAUUAUCUCGAUUUCUUCUCGAUCGCUGUGCAGCGGACCGCUCUGCAGGCUGCAGCCAAUUGCUGUCGUAGUGUCUCCGCCGAGCACUUCACCAUGAUUCGAGAAGUGUGGCCUAUCAUUCGCAACUGCCUCUCCUACUCGGACCAACGUCUAGUAGAAUUUGCUUGUCUGUGCGUUAUCCGGGUCAUCGAUUCAUAUCAUCGCUCCUCCGUCGACAACCUUGAAGCGUUGGUGGAUGCACCACUUAUCAAGGCAGUCAACCACCUCCUGCUUCCAGCUGGCGGCUCCCCUAUCAUCGCCUCGAACACCUUCACCCUCCUUCUCAGAGCCCUCGCUACCUCGGCACGGGCCAGUCCCAAGAUCACUGUCGCUCUUCUCGAAGCCGAUAUCGUCGAUACCCUAUACCAAAUCCUGACUGGUGUCCUACCCUCGGCAGUCACCAAUGGCAGCGAACAGGGAGAUGGAGUCGGUGGGCAAGGCCUGGGUGGGGGCUUGGCGGACAUGACAGUGAUGGAGAAUCUUGCGCACAGACCCAAGGAUCAAGUUGAGGAGGCUUUGAGCCUGAUCUCGGAACUUCUUCCGCCACUUCCCAAAGAUGGCGUCUUCGACCACAAAGCAUACACGGAGAAGUCGCUGGCUCGUAUGGUCAAGGCCAAGGCCAAGGCUGAACGAGCAGCUGCUCGCCAGGCUACUCAAGCGGCCUCGACGACUUCAAGCACGCCAGAACCCAACGCUAUGGCCGUGGACAACGCGCCGUCACCUGGACCUGCCUCGACAGCUGGAGAUGCGACACCACAAGAAGCUGACGAAGCGGCUUCCACACCUCCCCAGCCGGCGCUCAGCAGGACGGAAAUUCUUCGUUCCAAGUCCGCAGUCGUUGACCGCUUCAUGCAACUUCUGAUUCCCAUCCUUGUCGAUGUCUACGCCGCCAGUGUCGCCACCGCGGUUAGGGUAAAAACGUUGAACGGGCUUCUCAAGGCAGUUAGCUUUUUGGACGGGGAAGGUAUCAAGACAGUCUUGAAGUUCGUUCCAAUAGCCACCUUCGCUUCGUCAAUCCUAUCCUCUAGGGACCAUCCUUCAUUCGUCAUCGCGGCGUUGCAAUUGGUCGAGCUUCUCUUGUCUAAAGCCCCCGCGUUCUACCGGCCCGCGUUCCGCCGAGAAGGUGUUUUCCAUGAAGUGGAAAGCUUGGCGGAGAGACAACUCAUCGUUUCCAAGUCCAAGGAAAAGGAGAAAGACAAGGAGAAGGAUCGCGAAGGCGAACCAUCCACCGAACCGCCCAAUCCUUUGUCCUCAUCCUCUCUUCAUGGCUUGAAGAAACUCUCGUCCCUAUCACUAGACCCUGAGGAUGCAAUCACGCUUAGAGCCCGGGUACUCAAGUUCAAGCACAUGAGCGAAGAGCAAAAUCACUCGGAAGAGGACUCGUUCGAUCGACUGCGCACCUUAGUGGACAGGUUUUCUUCGCCAACUGCAUCGGAGGAUGAAUUGUCAGAGGCACUCUGGGAGCUUGCCCAAUUGUUCUCAUCGCCUCAUUCUCCAAUCUCGAGCUUCGAGUUGCUCCAGAGCGGUAUUGUGGAUGGUUUGCUUCGGCUAGCAACUGACGAAGGUCGAAUGGUGGGCAUCAAGAAACGAAAGGAGCUGCUUCUGGACGCUUUCACCGGAAAGAAGUCGAAAGCCCUACCCAACACGCAAAAUCCCUUUGCCACCUUGGUUAAGAAGUUGCAGGAGAGUUUGACGAGGAUGGAAUCCUUCGAGGUUAUCACCGUUUCACAAAACAUUGAUGAAUCGAAGCGUAGUUCACCUUCGCUCCUCGCACGACAACUUCGUCUCAGGCUUGUGGCUGAUACCGACGGCGAUGUUCCUCGUACUUUGAACAACAUUGUUGUCUCAAUCCACGCCAUCGCAACGUUCCAAGCUCUGCACGACUACCUCCGCCCUCGGGUAGCUGGCCUCCUUGGCGGCAGUUCGCGCCUGUCCAGUAUGUUCGCUGCUCUGGCUGCGUCCGGUUAUCCUACGCCCUUCUCUCGAGGACCUGAAGCCUCCACAUCGAGCGCAGGAGCCGCGGCAUCUAGCUCUACGCAGGAACAGUCGACCUCGACAGUAACUCGACGACGCAGUCAACGACUCAGCGCGAAGAACAACACCGAGUCUACUGCAGAGACGAAUGCACCUUCUACCUCAGCAGCGGCCACAGAGGAGGCACCCCCUUCGACGGGUGCUGCACUUCCUCCUCCAAGCGCAGUGGAAUCAGCGCACAGCGACCCUAUGCUUGACCCCGACUUCCACGACGAUUUCUCCGAUGACGACGUUGACGCAGAGGUUUAUGAUGACGAUGUCGACGACCCGGAUAAUUCUGUGGCUGACAAGACGAUUACACUCAACAUCAACGAAGAUGGCUCCAAGGUUGAAGCACAGACUCCUGAUGGUACCCGUGUUGCAACACCGUCUGGAUCAUCCAAGGACGCCGGCUCUGCAUCUUCCUCCAAGGCUGCCUCGGGUUCCCGCGGGUCUUAUGCUGCUGCUCUGAAAUCGAAACCGACAGACUGGCAUCUUCAGUUCUCGAUGGAUGACCAAGUUCUGCCACUCGAUCUCACUAUAUACGGGGCAAUCCAUCAGCAUGAGAUGCGAAAAAAGACGGGCGCUCUUCCGUUGCACAUGAUCUGGCAGAGCAUCUAUACCAUCAAGUUCAAGAAGGUCCCUGGGCCUCCACCGACACCGGAAUCUCGCUCAGAUCAUUCUGAUGUUGGUCAAAAGCGGAGUCCCAGUCCUAGCCUUUCAUCACUCCCUGAGGAUGCAGCACCAACCAAGAUUCUGCGCCUGUUGCGUGUCCUCAGCCAGCUCAACACCUUGGAGGCAGAACGCUCGGGCCAUGAUGCUGACAAGAGGACAUUGGCAGAUUCGGCUUUCGUGAACAACAAGCUCUCCGCCAAGCUAACAAGGCAACUGGAGGAACCCAUGAUUGUCGCCAGCUCUUGUUUGCCAGACUGGGCCGUCGACCUCCCACAGCACUUCCCCUUCUUGUUCCCAUUCGCCACCCGCUACAACUUCCUCCAAUCCACCUCAUUUGGAUAUGCCCGCUUGAUCCUGAAGUGGCAAAGCCAACAAAACCGCGGUGGAUCCGAUAGUUCGAGAAGAGAUGAAGGCAUUGGGUUCCUCGGACGUCUUCAACGCCAGAAGGUUCGAAUUUCUCGCAAGCACAUCUUGGAAUCGGCCGUCAAGGUGUUCGAAUUGUACGGAUCGUCGUCGUCUGUUUUGGAGGUGGAAUAUUUCGAGGAGGUCGGGACAGGUUUGGGACCAACGCUGGAGUUCUACUCGCUCGUCUCGAAGGAGUUCGCACGCAAGGAUCUGAAGAUUUGGAGAGAUAACGAUGCUUCGGGGCCAGGUUCAUAUGUUUCGCAUCCUCAUGGAUUGUACCCCGCACCGAUUAGCCGAGAAGAUAUCAUCAGCGAUGGUGGACAAAAGCGAACUCAUAUCCUGAGGGUCAUCGGGCAAUUUGUUGCCAAGGCCAUGUUGGAUUCUCGAAUCAUUGAUCUCUCCUUCAGCAAGGUGUUCCUCAAAAUUGUGCUCGGUGAAGAAGUGCCUAUCACCAUCGCCUCACUCAAGCUCGUGGAUCCUUCCCUUGCAAAAUCGCUGAGCCAACUCCAAGCCAUCGCAUCGGAGCCAACGGAACCUCCAACAGAUCCACUACAGAGGAAGAUUGCUGAAAUUGAGAAGGUUAACAUUGAGGACCUUGCUCUUGACUUCACUAUCCCAGGUUACGACAUCGAGCUGAGGCCCGGAGGGCGAGACAUUCCGGUGACAUCUGCCAACGUCUACGAUUACAUCGACGAAGUGUUGGAUGCAAUCUUGGGCAAGGGAAUCCAGGUUCAAGCGAAGGCAUUUAGGGAAGGAUUCUCCAAGGUGUUCCCCAUCGACGACUUGCGUGCUUUCACUGCCGACGAACUCGUGAUGCUCUUCGGGAACACUGAGGAAGACUGGUGCAUCGAGACGCUUUCCGAGUCCAUCAAAGCUGAUCAUGGCUUCAACGUGGACAGUCGAUCCAUUCGAUACUUGUUGGAGAUCAUGGCGGAAUUCGAUGUUCCAACAAGGAGAGCUUACUUGCAAUUCAUCACUGGGAGUCCCAAACUUCCAAUUGGAGGUUUCAAGGGUCUAAAUCCUCCGUUGACCGUCGUUCGCAAACCACACGAAGCGCCUCUGACCGCCGACGACUACCUGCCGAGCGUCAUGACCUGCGUGAACUACCUCAAGCUGCCCGAGUACAGCUCCAAAGAAGUGAUGAGAGAGAAGUUGUGUAUCGCCAUUCAAGAGGGUGUUGGAAGUUUCCACUUGUCAUAA